AUGGUCCUGCAGCGCGAGGGGAAGUUCGCGGUCGCCAAGCUCCCUGUGAGCGACGCCGCGGUCUUGGCCAAGUUCCAGCGGCUCCUCGACGCAACCCACCGCAAGGUCUACACUCGGGACCGCAUGGGCCAGCCGGUGCCCGAGAGACUGGAGGUGGUCCGUGUAACUACGGUGACCAACGACCAGCUCUGGGGGAACUACAUGGCCCGCCGCGAGGUUGUCCGCAGGGAGCUCGAGGCAGACCCCGCCGACUUCGUGGUCUACCCUGUGGACACCAUGGUCUCGACCGACGCAGCGGGUGCUGGGCCCGGCGACCCCGUCGAGGGUAUCGUGGAGGCUCUCGCGAGUGAUUUCGGGGAGCCAAUGCGGGCCGACUGCAACGAAGUGUUUCUGUUUCAUGGCACCAGCGCCAUCGCCGCCAACAAGAUCACCACCGAGGAUUUUAGGGCGAAUCUCGCGGGCAGCAACGCUGGCUCACUGUACGGGCGCGGGGUGUACUUGGCCGAGAACGCCAGCAAGACCGCGACGAAUACACACGGCCUGGGCCGGAAGGUGAGCGGCACCUGCUGCUUUGCCGAGCCGUCUUGGGGCGUGUGUUCUACUCCGACGCGGUCUACCUUUGUGUUCCCCCGAAAUCCUCGCGAAUGCGAAGACGUUUGCGUCAGGGGCCGCUUCCACUCCGUGCUCGGGGACCGUAAGAAGGCGCGCAACACGUUCCGCGAAUUCGUCGUCUUCGACAAGGAACAGAUGUACCCGAACUGGAUCAUCACGUACAGGAGGAAGGACGCGGCCCCAGUCGACCCUUCGCGCACCUUCCAGGUAGUGUGCCCCGCGGGCGCGCAGGGCACCGUGCUCCACGUCCAGGCGCCCGACGGCCAGCUGCUGCACGCGCUGGUGCCGCAGGGCUGCAAGGACGGCGCCAGGUUCACCGUGCAGUACUGA
Molecule: messenger RNA, 942 nt
Organism: Prorocentrum cordatum
Lineage: Eukaryota; Dinophyceae; Prorocentrales; Prorocentraceae
Source: the annotation of a GenBank genome assembly